This is a messenger RNA of Penaeus vannamei (Pacific white shrimp), 852 nucleotides long. Its product is annotated as apolipoprotein D. Gene Ontology annotation, molecular function: pigment binding. The record is from RefSeq and is a predicted model, not a curated record. Gene Ontology annotation, cellular component: cytoplasm. NCBI's taxonomy places the organism in Eukaryota, Metazoa, Arthropoda, Malacostraca, Decapoda, Penaeidae. Gene Ontology annotation, biological process: response to reactive oxygen species; lipid metabolic process.
ACAAGUAAAAAAAAGUUACACAACAGCAGAUAUGAAUGUUUUGUAAUCCUAGAAGCAUAUAAAACAUGAGAUCAGUAUCCCUUCUAUCAGUCUUUCGGCAAGCAUCAGCUCAGUACACAUCAGAAUGGCGUCGAAAGUUGUCCUUGCGGCGGCGGCUCUGUGCGGCGUCCUGUCCGCAGCCUCCGGGCGGGUCGCUCCCCGGCUGGAGAUCGGGGAGUGUGCAGAGUUCAUCAGCAAACCCGAAUUCAAUUUGCCAGAGUAUCUGGGUCGGUGGUUCGAGGUCCAGAAGUUCGAGAACCCCUUCCAGCUGGGAAUGGAGUGCGUGACGGCAGACUACACUCCCAUCGACUCGUCCUCCAUCAACGUGUACAACAACGGCGUGGGCGGCGACGGAGAAUUCAUCGGCAUCGUCGGCAACGCGUCUCUGAUCGACCCGAACUUCCCGGCAGAAUUCCAGCUCAACUUCGCGGGUCGCCCGGCCGGCCGCUACAACGUCCUGGAGACCGACUACGAGACUUUCAGCGCUGUGUAUGCGUGCACGCAGCUGGACCUCUUCAAGCAGGAGUUCGCGUGGGUGCUGGCCAGGACGCCCCAGCUCGCCCCCGACGCCCUGCAGCAGGCCGUGGACGUCUUCGCUGCCUUCAACAUCGACGUCACGAGAUUCCAGCUGACCGACCAAGGGGAGACCUGCGUGUACACCAGUCCCCCGGAAACUAAUUAAUACGAGUUCGACAUGAGCGUCAUUUGAGAACUUAUUUCACGUUUGGCAUUUGGGAGUAACAUGGCGAAUGUUGUUGUUAGGUGAAAAUAUUAUAACAUAUUAUUUAUUGAAAUAAAUUAUUCUCGAUUUUA